Molecule: messenger RNA, 1730 nt
Organism: Nelumbo nucifera (sacred lotus)
Lineage: Eukaryota; Viridiplantae; Streptophyta; Magnoliopsida; Proteales; Nelumbonaceae
Product: protein TIFY 4B-like
Biological process (GO): regulation of defense response; regulation of jasmonic acid mediated signaling pathway; response to wounding
Cellular component (GO): nucleus
Source: RefSeq, a predicted model, not a curated record
AAGCGGAGAUUGCCGCGGCCAAAGUGCCAAACCCUCACCAGGGCCUCAGCCCCUCAACUCGGUCACUCACUCUCUUCCUCUCCCUCCCUCUCUCUCUCUCUCGGAUCAAUACUCGGUACCCAAACCCCCAUUUCCCGAAUACAAAAAGAAAAUAAACGAAGAAACAAGGAGAUAGAAUCAGUAGAUGUAGAUCUCACUUCUCUUCUCCGCCAUCUUCCCUUUCUCAAGCCCCUCCGGAGUAAGCAUAACAGGAAACUUUGGUCAUUUUCACCGCUCGGUUUCUGUCUAGAAUCGGACGCCAUGGGACCCGGCGAGACGAUAUUCCGGUCGCCACUCGAUAAACCCCUCGACCAACUCACAGAAGAAGACAUCUCCCAGCUCACGCGUGAAGAUUGCAGGCGCUACCUCAAAGAAAAAGGCAUGCGUCGUCCUUCGUGGAACAAAUCUCAGGCAAUCCAGCAAGUAAUCUCGCUCAAGUCGCUGCUUGAGACGAGGACUGAUUCCGGUGCCGGAAUCCGGCAAAAGUUGGUUUCCAAGGCAGUAGAUGAUCUACCCCACCUCCCUACAACUCCCACCGAGUCGCCCAAAGAAACGAGCGCCGACUUCCAGGUUUCUGUAUCGGCAGAUGAAUCGGUUUCGUUUCGGCGAGAAGACCCCCCCAAACCCGCGGUUUCCGGUGAUGUAUCGUGCCGUCUCCCGGUGGCGGACAAUGACACCACUUCUACCAGGAACACAGAUGUGAAGAAUAAGCAGCCAGCUGGACAGAUGACUAUUUUCUACUGUGGCAAGGUGAACGUCUAUGAUGAUGUUCCCAUUGAAAAGGCACAAGCAAUCAUGCAACUUGCAGCAAGUCCCAUCUGUCUGCCUCAGGAUACUGCAUCUGCUGGAAUUAGAGCAAUUUGGCAGUUUCCUUUCCAUUUCCAGGCAACAUGUGUCAAACCAGGAACACCUCCCACAGCAAUCCCUUCAACCCUGCACAGUGCAAAAAUAGUGGAAAAUUCUGGACAGCAUAGGGAAGAAGAAAACAUGUUUCGCCAAGCUGAACCUGGGAUUCUGAGUUGGCAUGAACACAUUUCUGUAUUGCACCAGUCAUUUAGCCCGUGCAGGUGGCCUUUUAUUUGAUCAUGCACUGUGUUCUUGAUGGAUUGAAAUUCCAUGCUGAAAAAGUCCUCAUUGAGUAUAACAAAGAAGAUGGAUUCAAGUGGGUUCAACUUGACCCAGCUUGGGGUCCGAUGACUUGUUGCUGCUCGAGUGGGUCUCACUCAACCAAGGCCGGCGGCUCUAGCCCAUGCAGCUGGCCUUUUUAUUUGACUAUGCAUCAUUUACUUGAUGGAUUGAAAUUCCAAGCUUAAGGAACAUAACUUCACAAUUAAAACAGAAGAAAGUCUCAGAAGGUACCACUUAUCCGAGCUUGUGGUCCAACAGGGGUCUGCUGCUCAAGUAGGUCCCACUUGACACAGGGCAGCAGCCCUAGGCACUGUUUCUUUCGGAUACAAAGGAACAAGACUCAUGUUUCUAGUGGAUACUUUUGGGAUACAAUUGCCUUGGAAAAUAGUUUUGCAGUGUCUACUACUGUUAAUUGUUUUUUGUUUUUUUGGGUCUUUUGUCUUCUUUCUUUUCUUAUAUGGUGGAGCAGAUUUUAAGAUGUUUCUGUAGUGUUUAUAUUAAAGUAAUUCUUUAUGGAUUUUAUGUUGAGGUAAAUGUUAUAGCUGAAAUUCUUGUUUCCACAA